Eimeria maxima is the source of this 16917-nucleotide messenger RNA. RefSeq names its product phosphatidylinositol 3-and 4-kinase domain-containing protein, putative. Gene Ontology annotation, cellular component: nucleus; SWI/SNF complex. The transcript has 27 exons. NCBI's taxonomy places the organism in Eukaryota, Apicomplexa, Conoidasida, Eucoccidiorida, Eimeriidae. Gene Ontology annotation, molecular function: transcription coregulator activity. Gene Ontology annotation, biological process: regulation of transcription by RNA polymerase II. Bases 1 to 16917 code for a protein of 5638 amino acids. The record is from RefSeq and is a predicted model, not a curated record.
AUGAAGGGCCCCCUCCAGCGGGCCCUUACAGGCCUUUCAGCAGCUCGCAGCGUCGCCGAUUAUCGCAGAGAAACGCAGCAGGUCCUCGAUGCGUUGGACAGCAGCAGCAGCGGGAGCGCCGGGGAUGGGGUGUACAGCGUGUCACUUCUGGUUUCUGUGCAGCAAGUUGCUGCUGCCGCUGCGCUGCAGCAGUUGCUGCGGUGCUUGCCUUCAAUGCAGCAACAGCAGCGGAAGAGUCCCGUAGGCCUCUCUGCACGCGACAGUUUGCUGCUGCUGUCUGUCAUAAGCAGAGCAGACAGCUGCCUUGGGGUUCUGCUGCAAACUGGCGUUGCUGAUGAAGAAGACAUUAACGAUGCAGCAAAGCAUUUAGAAGGAGCGGUAGAAGCUGUGCUCCUGCUGCUGCAGCAUCUGCCACUGCUGCUACAACAUCAGGUUGCUGCUGUUAUUGCCGCUGCUGCUGAAGUUGGUACUGCGGUCAUUGCUGCCGAUAUCUUCGCAAUUGCUCCUUCCGUAGCUGCUGCUGUUGCUGCUGUUGCGUAUGCUGGUGGUGUUGGCGCCCCCACUGGUACUGACGAUGCGUUUGCUGCCGUUCUUAUUGCUGCCUUGUAUGCGCUCCUGCCGACCUCUGAUGCCUUUAUUAUUGCAGCACGUGCUGUUACUGCUGAUGCUGCUGCUGCUGAUGCUGCUGGUAUUCUUGUUGCUGUUGUUGCCGCAGAUGUUUUGUGGCAAAUGCUGGUGGGGUUGGAGUUGGGAACGCCGGAGAAGAGCGCAGCGAUUGCUGCUACCUUGUGUCAGUUGCCAUCGUUUAAGGUUGCGGUGUCUCGGCACCUAAAAGGAACAAUGCUGCAGCUGCUGCUGCGGCUGCGUUGCUGCUGUUGCCAUGACGAGAUCCCUAAAGGCAGCAGAUUACUGCUGAUGGAGAGGCUCCUGCUGCUGCUGUCGCGCUUGGUUUUGAAGUUUCCCCUUGCAUUCCGCACCCAACUCUUUCUGGUUUACGUGCCGCAGCAGCAGCAGCCGCAGCAGCCCCAGCAGCCGCCACCGCAGGAACAACGGCAGGGGGAAGGUGGGAGUGCGCAGCAGAAUUUACCGUCGCGGGAAACACAAAGUUUAACUCUGAAGUGGCUCCAAACACAAGCACAUCAGGCACAGCAGCAACAGCAGCAACAGCAGCAGCAGCUGCAACAACAGCAACAGCAGCAACACCAGCAGCAAGAGGAGGCUGGGGGCCUUUGGCUCCAGCCAGUAAUAGAUGCUGCCUUCCCAAAGGUCAGCAGCAACAGCCGGCAGACGCAACAGCAGCCGCUGCAGCAGCAGAUAGCUGACGGAGCACCCCUAGCAGCGGCAGCGGCAGAGGCAGCGGCUGCAGCGGAAGCAACAGCAGUAGCAGAAUGGGAGCCUCUAGUGCUGGGGGUGCUGCAGGACCUCUACAGGCCUGACGUACUGCGGCAGCUAAGCGCUGAAGGAAGAGAGAGUUUGCUGUUGCUGCUGCGGCUGCUGCUGAAAUGCCUUAGGGGGCCAUUUCGGGACUUGCUGCGUAGUUUGAUAACAGCAACUCCCCGUCUUGUCGCUCAUGAAGCAGAAUCAGCUAAAGUUCCUCAGGAGCAAUUUUGCUACUUCGGCGGCCGCCUGGCUGUCUCUGCUGCUGCAGCUGUGUCUCCUUCUUUGUCUUCUUGGGGACAGCACGGAGAAGCUCCCUUCUUGUUGCUGACGCGGGGACGCUGGCUGCAACGCAUAGCGCAGGCUGACUUGGUGGUGGAGGCGAUGUGGGAAGGAAUGUUUCUCGAUCCUCCUCUGCUGCAGCAGCCCCAGCAGCAACAGCAGCAGCAGCAAGAGCAGCAGGGGCGACAGCAACAACGGCAUCUUUGCGUAGGCUGCCGUGCGUAUGUUAGCAAGAACACAAGCCAUCAAUCGGCAGACUGCACAAGCAGCAGCAGCAGCAGUUCGAAGCAGCACGGGUGUUUUGUGCUGCACAAAAUUCAACAGGGACUGGAGCAGUCCACACCAUCCAACUACGGCUUUUGGUGUUUGGUUGUGGUCCGGCUUUGUGAAAUGUAUGGAUGGGCGCUAUCGCGGGAGACCCGGCAGCAACUGUUUGCUGCUGCUGCAACAGCACUUACCGCAGUCAUUAGGGAAGAGACAGCUAAAGGUGGAGGAGGAGGAGCAGCAACAGCAGCAGCAGCUGCUGCAGCUGCAGACCCCACAGCCUCCCUCACCAGGCAGGCAGGCCUCAUGCAGGUCUUGACAGCUCUGCUGCAGAUACCCGUACACGGCAUGCUGCAGCAACAACAGCAACAGCAACAAAAACAUAAAGAGUGGCGGCAUCCGCCCAUACUAGCUUCCUCUGAAAUCGGAAACUUUGCUAAGAUCAACAGCAGCGCUGGUUGGGAGGAGGCCCUAGAAACGUUGCAUCUCUAUGCUGCCCUUCGAGACGAGGGCACCAUCGGAAACCAAGAUUUGCUUCUACUUCUCCUCGAACAUGCAGAUCGAUUCGUUGCAGCGGUGCAGCAGCAGCAGCAGCAGUUGCUGCAGACGGCACGCUUUAUGCUGCUUCCUGCGUCUCUCUUGGUUCCUUCCUACCUGCUGCUGUUGCAGCAGCUGAUGCUGCUGCUGCCUCUCAAGGCAACCUGCAGAGGCGUGCAGCUGCUGUUUGAGCCGCCCUUCUUGGGGCGCUCGUUGCCGCUGCUGCCAACAGGAGCAGGAGCAGCAGCAGUCGGAGGGGGAAAGGCAGGCGCAGCUCGAAUCUUGGAUCCGACCUGUUGGCUGCUGGAGCUGUUUGGGGCUGCUUUGCUGCUGCACAAGGAGGUCAUUCCUGCUGCUGCAGUUGAGGACUUGUUUGCUUCCCUUUUUGCUGCUGCAAGAGUGUCCUGGAGCAGACACAGGAGCGCAGCAACUGCUGCAACACGACUAGCGCGCCGCAGACCCAGCAUGCAGAGACAGCAUCACGGUGCCUCCUGGCUGCCUGCUGCUGCAGUCCUGCUGUUGCAGUUGCUACGCUGCUACGCUGGAGAAACGUCGCAGGACUACAGGGGGCCUCUGCUGCAGCAAAGCAGUCAGCAGCAGUGUCGCCUCCGCGUAUGGGAGGCAGCAACAGCAACAGCUGCAAGAGGAGCAGACGGUGCAGCAAGAGGUACUAUCAAGCCAGUGCAGGUUUCUCUUGACUCUAGGUGUCUCUGUGAAGGUCCUUUAAAUGCAUGUCUUGCUGCAGCAGCUCCUGCUGUACGGGGCCCCCGUUCGCUUGCUGCUGCAGUGCUCCUGCUGUCGUCUAGCUGCGCAGACCCUGCACCAGCAGCAAUAGCAGCAGCACCAGCAGCGCAGCAGCUGUGGUUUACAGGAGACGAGGAGACAGCGAAGAACCUUGAGUCCCUUAUUAGUGCGGAAGGACAGGAAGAAACCACGUUGGUUCAGGAGCUGCAGAUACACCUCAUUGAGUCCUUGUUGUUGUUUAAGCCGCUGCUCCCCUCGUCUCUUCCUGCUGCGCCCUUCCUUUGUGAACCUCCCCUGCUGCGAGUUGGUGGUGGUGCUGCUGCUGCGCAGCCUGCGAAUGCAGCAGCAGCAUCAACAUCGGAGCUGCCGCCACUGCAGUUGCACCCGCUCACCUGCGGGACGGCCUCUCUGGGUGCUCUGCAGCAAAGCCCUGUUUUGCUGCAGUAUAUAUACAGCUCCCACUAUGACAGCAGCGUACAGCUUAUCACAGCUCUUGUUGCUGCAGGCGAUGCUGUUCUUGCAGCAGCAGCUGUUGGCUCUUUUGCAGCAACAGCAUCCUCACCACCCGGCACACCCUUCCCAUAUAAACCGACGAGCACACUUAGCAGCAGCAGCAGAUGCGGAUAUCUGCGGUGGAUGUAUGAGGCGUGCUGCUUCCUGACGAACCUCAAGUUUGCUGCUGCUGCCCUACCCCUGCAUGCAUGGGUCACUCCGUCUCACUGGGGUGUAUCAGCAGCACCGACAGAAGUGUGGGGCCCCACAGGGCCCUGUUCCCUUGGAUGUGCUUCUUGGCUAGCCGUUUUCUGCCUGCUGAGAGCAGCAACGAAGGCGGUACAGCAGGAGCAGCAGCAGCAGCACGAGGAUCUGCAGUUUCCCCAAGAACGAUGCAAAGCCUCACCAGCAGCAGCUGCACCAGCAACAGCUGCUGCCUCAGCAGCGUCUGCGACAGCAGCUGCAACCGACGACUGGUGCUGCAGCAACGAACAGGCGGGAGAGCAGCAAGAAGUAUUCUGGCUGCUGCUGCUUGACACAUUGCACUUGCUGCAACGCAAUGGCUGGCCAUGCCCUCCUUGCUGCAGUAGAGCCUACGGCAGCUGCAGCAGCAGCUGUCCCCUUGAAACUUUUCUAUUGCUGCUGAAACACGGAGGCAGCAGCAGCGGCGAUAAGGAUUGGCAGGAACUAGCGGAGAGCUUCGCUGGGGAAUCACCUGCAACUGCAGCAGCAGCCGCAGCAGGUGGAACUGUAGCAAGCCCAGAGGCAGAUCUGUCUCCUUCUUUGAUCAUCCUAUCAGAGCAGCAGCUCAAGCUGAUGCUGCUGCCGUUGCUGCGCCUCCUUGUUGGACGAAGACGCCUAUCUCUUCCCCUCAUUCUACCAGCAGGUCUCCACCACCACCAGCAGCGGCAACAGCAGCGGCAGCAGCAGCAGCAGCGGAGUGCCUUUGAGAGUAUGGAUGCCGGAAAUCUCUGGGCAUUUGUGGGCGACAGCUAUACGAGCAGCAGCACGCUUGAAUCAGGUGCAGCAGCAAGACUUGUGCAGCAGCAGCAACAGCGUAUCUCGCCUGACUAUGGGACUCCUGGCGCUGCUAUAGCAGACGCUGCUGCUACUGGAGCAGCAGCUGCUGCUGCUCUAUCGUUUUUGCCGUCUCAGUACUUAGUGCUGCGGUGGCUGCUGCAGUCUGUCGUCAUCUUCUCCUUUGCACCGGCUGGGAGCAGUGUUGAUGCGCUGCAGCAGCAGCAGGGACGGGAUAGGGCGCAGCAAGGCCUGAAUGGCACAGUGGCUGUGUUGGCGCUGCUGCAUGAUUUUGCAGUCGGCGGCAGCAACAGAAACAGCAGGAACAGAAGCAGCAGCAGCAGCAACAGUAGCAGUUUGAUCGAGCAGCACGUGUACCAGCUGCUGCCUCUCUGCGACGGGAAGCAGACUCACCGUUUGCUGCCAAUGGCUCUGUGCCUCUCCUUCCUGCAGCAGCGCGAAGCAAGCUGCUCAACUUCAACAGCAAACAACAUGCCUCGUCUGCUGCAGGUUCUGGCUGCAGCUUCUUUGCUGCUCGCCUCAGAUUGUCUCCUCGCCCUGCUACAGCCAGUGGUUCUGUCCUGGUUUGUUUGUCUCUGUGCUUGUAUUCUUUCUUGUUACCCCGCUUCUGCUGCUGCUGUUGCUGCUGCUCUGCUGCGCGUGCUUCGGUGUCUACGCCUACAACUUGCUGCUUCCUGCUUCUCCUGGGGGCCUCCAGCAGAAGCAGCUGAGCUCUCACUACACCUCGUUACUGCUGCCCUCUUGCCGUUUUCUCCUCAAGACAUUGCACACCCUUUGCUGCUCUGCGGAGUUGGUGGAGAGACGGGAGGAGAAUUCCUUCGCUCUCUUGUUUCUGCGGGAUCGGUUUCCUCUUGGCUGCUGCGUGCGCUGCUGCCACACAGCGCUACAUGCACCCCUUCUGCUGCUGCGGCUGUUCCCGCAGCAGUCGGGCUGGGCAAUGAAGACUGUGAGCGAAACCCUUUGCUGCAGCAACAGCUGCAGCCCCAGCCCCUUUUAUGCGCUGCACCGUCCUCUGCUGAGGCAGCGGCAGUAGCUGCUGCUGCUGCUGUUGUGCUGAAGCAGCAACGCGAGCGGAGGAGGAAGGGCUGGCCAGAGGAGACGGACGAGGAGGCGGCGGAGACACAAGCGGAGACGCUUCUGCGUCUCGCCCCGUCUGUUGUGCCUUUGCUGCUGGACUACUACUCACCGCGCGACGUUCUCGGAGAGUUGCUGCCAGCACUGCAGCAGCAGCAGCAACAACAGCAGCAGCAGGGAUGUCCUGCCUUGGCUGCUUCGUUUGUUUGUUCGUAUACUGCGGCAAAAGUUGCUGCAGUUGCUGCCGCUCCUCUUGCGUCCAAGCCCUUCAGCGCCUUCAUUCUCUUUGAGUUGCUGCAGCUAGCUGGUGCUCCGGGACCUGCAGAAGCAGCAGCAAGUGAUGCCUCAAAUGCUUAUUCGUUUGCUACUUCUCCCUUAAGGCCUUUUGUUUCCCGAGCACUUCAAAGAACAGCAGCAGCAGGUGGAAGCACGGUGCAGCAGCUGCUACAACAACAACUCCAUUCGCUGCUGCUGCUGCGGCUGCGUGGCGCGAGGAGCCCUGACGGCUCACCUUUAAGCAUUGGGCCUCCCCUGCAGCUGCAGGUGCAGCAGAAGCAACAGACGCAGCAGCUGGCUUGGCAGCUGCUGCUAGCAGGUGACGCGGAAGCUCUUGACCCAAGGGCUGCUGCUGCUGUCUACGCACACUCCUUGGAAACAGAAGUACCAACAGAAGCGGCAACAGCUGCUACUGCUGAGCCCCAAGAAGCAGGGGUGGAGGAGAUGCCUAUGUCAUUGCGUUGCACCGCAGCGGAAGUUGCAGCUGCAGCUGCGCCGCUCCUUGCUGCUGGAUCUCAUCUCCUCUUCCAGGCUGGGUAUCUGAGCGGGGUGCCUGUGCACCUGCUCCUGCGGCUAGUUGCUGCUGCUACUCGGAAACCGCUGGGCAGCGAAAGACUCGAAGAAAUCGGGGCAACGCUGUUGGCCCUCACAUUAGGCGGAGACAUGGAGCAGCAGCAGCAGCAGCAGCUGCAGCUGCAGCAGCAAAGCUACCUGCAGCAUAUACUCGACACUCCGCUGCUGUGCCGCACCUUCCUUCGACCAAGACAGCACCUCAUUCUUCCUGCUGCCGCCAGUUUGCUUGCCUUGGAAACAGCUGAAGGCCUUCCCUCACCACCGUCUGUCUCCACCCUUUGCGGGGCGAUGCGUAGCGGGGCGGUUGCUUUGUUUCCUGCUGCAGCUGCAGCUGCUCUGGAGGAAGACGCUGGCGCGAGAGAGCAAGCGGAGGGGGAGUUUGGGGCCUUUUUUCGAUCGAACCUGCUGCUGCUGCUGCAAUCUGUGGAGCGCCUUCUAUUCCCGCCGCCUCUAGCAGCACGCCAGAGCGCAUCACAGGCCGGAAAAACAGCAGCAGCAGCAGCAGCAGCAGCAACAGCAGCACGAGCAGUUGCUGCAGCAACCGAAGCUGAAGGGUCUCCUUAUUGCUGCGAUGAUUGCCGAGACGAGCAGCGCGGUGCAGCAGCAGAAGCAGCAGCAGCAGCAGCUGCUGCUGCUACUCCUGCUGCAGUAGAAACUGCGCGGCUGCUGGGGUUGGAGCUGUUGCUGCAGCCGCACUCCCGACCAGCAGAACUCGGCGACGAGGGUUGGAGUUUGUUGCUACUGCAGCAGGGGUUUCUCCUGCCUGCAGCAGCAGCAAAUUCUGCUCCUCCACGUGUCUCCGCUGCGCGCAAGCGAGUGCUGCUGCUGGAUGUUGUCGCUGCAGCCCUCCCCUUUGCCGCAGCAAACCCGGAUUCCCUGCUGCUGCUGCUGUCGUUUUGCUUCCGCUGCCUCGGGAAUUUCUGCAGCAACACCAACAACAGAAUGCACGGAUGUCCUCGAGAAGCAGACGAGGGUUGGGGAAGCUGCUCUGCAGCCGCAGCAGCAGCAAAACAGGGAGAAGCAGCGGGGCUCAUGCAGGCUGCUGCUGCUGCUACUCUUGCUGUUGUACAUGCAGCAGAAGGGGAAGUACUGCUGCACACUCUGGUGUCUCCUUUUCGUGAGGGCGGCUGGGGCCCUGCUUCGCGCUGCUGCUGUCUCCUCGACUUCAUUACAGAUGCCUUUGCUGCUGCACACGCCAGAGCACAGCAGCUGCAGCCAGCCAUCGCUGCUGCGUGCACAGCUGCAAGCAGAUCAGACCAGCAAGCCAGUAGCAGCAACAGCAGCAGCAGCUGCAGCAGUUGCAGCAGCUGCAGCAUUGCGUGCAGCGACGCCGACCGCCUGCGAGAAGAUGCAGCAAACGUUGCAGCAGAAACCUGGAUGUGCCUCCUCCGUGCCUUGUUGCUGCGCUUGUGCGAUGUUUCGUUCUCUGCCAGAGCAGCUGCAGCAGCAAAGGAUUCGCCUCACUGGAGGACAGCAACCGCAACUGCGCCAACAGCAGCAGCACCUUGUGCAACAACCACUUCCUCGCCCCGCCACGGGGGAAAUAAAAGACCUUUGGACUUUUCUUGCGACAUUCAGCAAACUAGCAGCAACAGCACUAGCAGCAGCAGCAGCUGCUGCUGUUUCUCCCUCGGGGCCGAGCGGCUGCUGAAGCACUUAGGCCCUGCUGCAGCACGGCUGCUGCUGCUGCGUCCGGCCCUCUGCUCUGCAGGGCAACAACUCCUGGACGAAGCUGUCGCUGCUUGGAGCAGCAAUCCACAGCAGCACCAGCAGGACGAGCUGAUUUUGCGUCCUGUUAAGCGGGCAACAGGGUCUGCAGCACCGUUUCAUCAACCAGAAGCAGAGGGUGGAGCAGAAACAACACCAGCAGGUGGUGUUGCUGCUGCAGAGAGCCCAGAAGCGAGAGUAGCUGCAGCAGAAGCGGCAAUACGAACUCUCACAGAUUUGCUGCCGUUUCGUUCUGCUGCGGCAUUCAGUGCUGCUCUGGUAUCUAGAGGCCUUGUUCCACCGCAGGAACAACAAUGGCAGCAACAGCAGGACCAGCAGCAUCGCAGCAUCUGCUGCGCCGACUGCGUUGCGAGGCAGCAGGGGCAAGGCCUCCUGGUUGGAUUUGUCGCCCCGGAACUCGCACUACUGCUGCUGCAGCAGCAAGCAGCAGCCGCAUGCAGAGUACCUUCGCUACUGCAGGCGGAGUGGAGCAGCAGCCGGAGCAACAGCCCGGCGGCAGCGGCAGCAGCGGCGGCAGCUCAGUUGCUGCUGCAGUCCGAGCAGUUUGCUGCAGGGAACGAGGAGCGGCAGAGCCGCACUGCCUUCCUCUGUGCGUACAGGAUCUGCAUGCCUCACCCUGGAGCAGCAGCAGCAGCAGCAGAAGUGCCGGAAGCAGCAGCAGAGGCGAGGUGUCCAAAAUUUGCUGCCGUAGACGCAUUUGCUGCAGCACAGACAGCUCUCUCCAAAGACGUCCAACUGCAGGCAUUCAUGCUUUUGGGGGCAGCAGCAGGAGCAAACAGCAGCAGCAGCAACAGCAGCGGGGCAGCGCACUGGCAGCAGCUGACCGUGGUGCUUUUGGAGGCUCUCGUGCGGCCGGAGCUUGAAGGCCUACGCACUCACCUAAGCGGGAAGGCUGGGGACUCCUGCUCUUUUGGAGGUGCUGCUGCUGUGUGUCUGCUGCUGCAAGAAGCAGAGGGGCCAGAAGAACCUGAGCGGCGCUGUAGUCGCCUGCAACGGAAGGCUGCGGCACCUCGCAGCAGCACCAGCAGCAGUCGGCAGCAGCAAAUCGAUCCAGACCGAGCCAUCGGGGCAACAGUUAUAUUUGCAGCAGCCUCUGCGUUGCUGCUGCCUGCUGCUGCUCCUCCUAAGCGACAGCUGUCGCGCCUGUGCCUUGAGACGCUGCAGCUGGUUGCAGGGUGGCCUGCGGAUGGUGCUCCAACUGGUGCUGCGAGGAGGCAGUCUGGGGAGGCUUGUGGAGCAACAGCAGCAGCAACAGCAGCAAAAGCACUGGCUACUGCAACGGCCUUAGGGCGACUGCAGCCGCUGCUGCGGCGCCCCCUUGCGGUGUCUUUGCACCUCGCAUGCCCUAAACGGCCAUCUGCAGCAAUAUAUAAGAUAUUGCUUCUGCGGUUGCGGCGCUGCAUUCGUUGCUACGCAACAGCAGAUGUCUGGAGGCCCCACAUAUGGCAGGUUGAUGCAGAAUCUGCAGCAGCAGAUAGGUGGUUUUGCCGAGUUGCUGCAGCACUGCUUAUCUACAUUGGGGACACUAAGGCCGAAGCAGCUACUGUUACUGCAGCUGCUGCAUCAUCUCAGCAGCGGCAACAAACAACAGAAGAGGAGAGUGCAGCGACGUCGCUACCGCAGGAUGGGGAGAUGCCUAAAGUGCAGCAGAAAAAACGGCGGCAGCAGCAGCAGCAGACUUUGGGUUUAUUUGAAGUUGCGGCUCCUUUGGUAGCGACGAGUCCCGAGCUCGCGCGUCAGCUGCUGCCGCUGCUGCUGCUGGCCGUACUGCGCUGCGGCAGCGAGACAGCAGCAGCAGCACUUGCUGCUGCUAUGAAUGAGCACGUGUUCAACGUCUUUAGAGAGCAGCUGCCUCAGCAACAGCAGUAUCAGCAGCGGCAGCAGCGGGAGGUGCCCGCGGCUCACCGCUCGGUCGCUGCUGUUUGCCUACGUGCAAUAGAAUUUCUUUUGGGACUUCCUGCAGCAUCAGCAGCAGUAGCAGCAGCAGCAGCAGCAACAGCAGCCGAAAGGGCAAAAGGAGCACAAGCAGGUGACGUUGGUGCUUCUUCGCUGCGGGAAACGCAGCAGCAGCAACAGCAACAGCAACAGCAACAGCAAGGACUGGUGUUGUUUUGGAAGCAACUAGAUUCGGAGGCAGCAGCAGCCGCUGCUCUUUGUUUAGGAGGAGCAGCUGCUGCUGUGCUGCUUGCUGAGCAGCAAAUCGUGAAGCUGUACGGAGACGUGGCAGCACCGCUACAGCAGGGCUUGCAAGCAUUGGUAGCUGAGGCUCAGCAGCAGCAGCAACAGCAGCGGGGCCGUGUUGCUGCUGCUCUGCUGCCUGCCGCACCUCCUCCGUUGUUGCUGCUGCUGGUGCGCGCCCAUGCAACAGCAAGACCAGCAGAUGCAGCAGCAGCGCAGCGCUGCUUGGAAGGAUGGCACGACUCUGCUGUGCUGCUAGAGAAGGCAUGUGCUUCUAACGACCCUCUAGAGGUUUUGUCUCUCUUCAAUGUGCAGCAAGCGGCAGCAGCAGCUGCUGCUGCUGCUCCAGCUGCUGCUCCCGCCGCCGUUGCCGCUGCUGCUGCUGAUGCUGUCCCCAAAGCGCUCGAAGAGCUGGGGCUGCAUGCGCUGCUUGACGCCUACCUGGGCAACUCCUGGCAACCGCCACAAGCUGCAGCAACAACAGCAGCAACAGGAGGCAUGCGCCUCCUAACGACAGGGUCUGCUUUCAGGGAGGCAGGGGAAGCAGCAACUGCUGCUACUGCUGCUGCUGCUGCAGGAUGGCUUCAGCGAAAAGCUUCAUGCCUUUGGCGCCUGCAGCAGUGGACCAACCCCUUUGGAAAAGCAGCAGCAGAAGAAGCAGCAGCAGCAGCAUCUACUUGCCUCCUUUCCAGUUGCUUCCCCACUAACGGCAGUAGCAGCAGUAGCAGUCGCGCUGAAGGUGCUGCGUUCCUUGCCACCGCUCUUUCGCUGCAGCACGCCGCUCAGCGCAUGCGCGACUACGGGGCUGUUCGAGUUCAUGCUGCUCUGCAGCAAGCUGCAGCAGGAGCUGCAGACAGAGCCUUUGCUGCUGCCAUGCAGCAGCUGCAGCAGCUGGCACCCUCUAGCGAGUCUGCUGCUGCAGCCAUUGAAUGCCUUGUCCAAAUUCGAAUGGCGGCCUCUGCAGCAUGCACUAUUGCUGUUGACAUUCCCCGCCGCCUUGCGGUGCUGCAGUAUGAGUGGCAGCACGAGCUAGCAGCAGCAGCGGCAGCAGCAGCAGUGGCAUCACCGCACCAGAAAUCAUUCCUAGAGACGGUCGAACCUUUGGGGGCCCUGCAGGUAGCAGCACUUGCUGCGUCGCUUCCAGGUCCUUUCGCUGCUGCUUCUUCUGCUUCUGCUUCUGCUUCUCCAAGAGAGCAGCAGUCUGUAGCAAGUACAGCAGCUGCAAGAGCAGAGGAAGGUGCACUAGCUGCUGCUGCCGCUGCAAGGCACAUGCGGGCCAUCGGUAGCGCAGCACGACAGUGUGGGGCGUUGCUGCAGAGCCGCCACUGGCUGCUGCUGGCUGAGGAGACGCUGCAGCGGCAUCUGCUGCAGCUGCAGCGCCUGCAACAGCUGCAACAGCAGCAAGAGCAGCAGGAGCAGUUAUAUGGUUUGUUGUGUUGCGAUUUGUUUGUAAUUGAGUGGCAAAUAACCAAGACACUGCAUGCAGCAGGAGAUGACCACAGGGCAGUGCAUUUAGCUCGUCGUCUCUGUCAGUCUGCUGCCUGGCCCUUCUCCUUCAGGCAACUCUUCUCACAACAGUGCCAAUCUGCUGCUGCUGCUUCUGCUGCUGCUGUUGCUGAUGUUGUGGGGGCGAGCAGCACAACAGCAGCACUUCCUGGCGCCGCAGCUGCAGCAGCAACAGUAGAGGGGUCAGCAGGUGCAAAUGCAGCAGCAGUAGCUGCUGCUGCUGCGUUUGCUGUGCGGCGACGGGAGUUUUUGGAGUCGGUGUGCGAAUGUCUCUGCUGCUGCGGGGAGUGGCUGUACAGGGGUCGUUUUAUAAGAGAGGAAGAAGCAGCAAAAGGGUUUUUAAAUGUUGCUGUUGCCGUUGAGUGCCACUUGCCUGCUGUUGAUGCCCACCAGCGACUGGCGUUGCUGCUGGACGACGCGCUGGCAGCAGCGUCGUCGGAGCAGCAGGAAGACUGGCUGCUGCAGCAGCUACAGCAGCAGCUGCAGCAGCAGCAGACGCCAGAGGAGCAACAGCAGCUGCGCGAGCAGCAGCAGCAGCAACAGCGCAGGAGGCAGCGACUUGCUGCUGAUGCUGCUGCACUCUAUGCUCACUGCCUCCGCGAUAGCAACCUACAACAAGCAGCACACACAACAGGCCGUCUGCUGUCUCUUUGGUUUUCUUUCGGUCCUACAACCCCACAAGUCAAUCUUUCAAUUCGGAGGGCUCUUGCGGCUGCUGCUGCUGCCCCUGCUUCUCCUCCUGCUGCUGCACCAGCUGGUGGUACAACUGCUCCGACGCCAACUGCUCUACAAUUGCGCGCAGCAGCAGACCUCAAACACCUGCUGCCGUUCGUCCCUCAAAUCGUCUCCCGCCUAGCUGUCGAGACUCCCCAACAGCACCAGCAGCAGGGGGAAGCAGAUUUUCAGUUGUCUGUGCGUGAGGUGCUGCUGUCUUUGGCUCGUCAGUCUCCUUUCUCUGUUUUGCUGCCCCUCAUUGCCCUGGAGAAAAAUGACAGGGUUCCAGCUGCUGCAGCUACUACUGGAGGUUCCCACAGACCUGCAGCAGCAGCCGCACAAGCACCUAGCAGCAGCAACGCCAGGGCUGCAGGACUUCUGCUGCAGCAAAUUUCCGCUGCACAUCCCGCCCUCUGGGAGGCGGUGCGAGCAGCAGUAGCUGUUGCUUCUCUUUACGAAGAUAUCUGCCUCAUCAAGGAGACAGACAUGCAGCAACAGCAGCUGUUGCUGCUACAACAUCAACAGCAGCAACCGUUGCAUCGUCGCGCUGGUCGACGGCCAGCAGCAGGAGGCGUCGGAGCGUCAGCAGGUGCAGCCGUUCCUGGUGGUGCUGAUGCGAAAAACACGUCCCCCACACCAGCAGCAGGUGCAACAACAAGUGCAGUAGCAACUGGGCCGACGGACUUGCUACGGUAUGUACGUACGUUGAACUCUUAUAAAGCAGCAGUUUCUAUGGUGGGGAGCGGUGCUACUGCGCUGCCUCUACCCUCUGCUGCUGCGCGCAUGGAGGCCGCUUGUUCUGUGCCCCUUCUGCAGCAGUACCAGCAGCAGCAGAGGGGGGGGUUGCGCGAAUGGGCCGAGCAGUACUUGGAGUGUCUCUCUCUAGACAGCGAGGGAGAAUUGAAUUUGUAUGUCUCCUUUCUUGGCAGCGGAGUCACAAAGCCGAAGCAAGUUGCUGCAGCAACAAAGAAAGGCAAUAUUUUAAAGGAGGUAUGCAAAGCAGAUGACCUCAGGAGAGACAGGGUGGCGCAGCAGCUCUUCUCUGUCCUUAACCAUGCCUUUGCUGCUGCUGCUGCUGCAAAUGCCCCAGCUCCUGCAGCAACAGCGUUUGCCUCUGCUGUAACGGCAGUGGGCAGGAGAGCUGCGGAACCUGCAGCAGCAUCAGCAUCAGCAUCAGCAGGAGAUCUGUUUCUUAGGACUUACGCUGUCGUUCCUCUGUCUCCUUUUUGUGGGGUCUUAGAGUGGGUAGACGGCGCAGUUACCCUUGGGGAGUAUCUGGUGGGGUCGCCAGCAGCCGCAGCACCAGCAGGAGCGGCAGGGGACAGGGCGACAGCAGCAGCAGCUGCUGCAGCAGCAGGAGCAGCACACAGAAGGUUCCGGCCACAGGAUUGGACGGCGCAGUAUUGUCGGAAGAAAUUGGCGGACGCCCGGGCAGCAGCAUUGAAGGAAGCAGCCAAAGUGCAACAGCAGCAGCAACAGGACCGUGCGACUGGUGCUGCAGCUGCUGGUGGAGGUAGAGAGGAGCCUGGUGGAGCAGCGGGUGCAAUUGCACCAGCAGCAGAAAGUGGUGAUGGUGGUGGCGGCUUGCUACUGCCUAUACCUGAAUGUGUCCCUUUUAGAUUAACAAGGGACCUUGUAGAUGCUUUGGGAGCCCUUGGCGUUGGGGGCCCCUUUAAGGCUUGCUGCUGUGCUGCAUUGCUGCUGCUCCGAGCAAACGGGGCACUCGUUGCUGCUGUGCUGCAGGUGCUGCUGCUAGACCCGUUAUAUGCGUGGACCAAACCGCACAAAACCCACAGGCUUCAACAGCAACAGCAACAGCAGCAGCAGCAGCAGCAACAGCAGCAGCAGCAGCAGAGGCAGAGAGUAGACCUACAAGGGGUUUCUCCGCUGGAGGGCAACAAGAUGGCCAUGAAGGCCAUCCUUAAGGUUCAGCGCAAAUUUCAGGGAUUCGAUAGAGAAGGAACGGAUAAAUUAGGUGGUUCAGAAGAGUUCAGCAGCAGCAGCAGCAGCAACAGCAUCAACCGCAGCAGGAGCAGCGAGGCUAAAAGGUCAACUGUAUCAUCUGCAGCAACAGCAGCCACCCAAGCCAUACCAACAGCAGCCCGAGCAGCUGUAGAACAGACAGGGGCAGGACCGGAAGCAGGAGGAGCAGCAGUAGGAGGAGGAGCAGCAAUAGAGACAGCGGCAGGAGCAGCAGCGAUCCGCUGCAUUGUGCAUAUUUCCCUGCAGCAGCAGCGUCAGAAGCAGAUGGAGGAGGUGUGUGUAGAUCUAACAGGAGAUUCGGGGGAUGAUGAGGAAUCGCAGGGGCCCCCAGGAGGCCCAUUAGAUGGACCCCAGGGGACCCAAUUAAAUGGCACCGCAGCUUUUCUGCUUCUGCAGCAACAGCAGCAGCAGCAUGAAGGAGAAGAGGAAGAAGAGGAAGAUGAAGAAGAAGAGGACGAAGAAGAGAUGAAUGCUGCAGCAGCUGGAUCUGGAACGGAAGGGGAAGGCUACGAGACCGCAGGGCAAGACAGCGAAUCAGAAGAGGAAGCAGGAGUAGCUGCUGCUGCUGAAGGAGCAGCAACGGGGGGAUCUGAUGAGUACAGUUUCGAGGAAGAAGAAACAGAUAAUGAAGACGCACAAGAUGAAGAAGAAGAAGAAAUAGAAGAAGAAGAAAUAGAAGAAGAGGAAGAAGAAGAAGAAAAAGAAAAAGACGAAAAAGGAGAGGAGGGAGAACAAGAGGAGGGAGAAGAAAAGGAAGGAAGAGAAGAAGAGGAAGAAGAGGGAGAAGCAGCACAAGCCAGCGAUGAUGAUAGUGAGGGAGCAGCAGCAAAAGACCGGGACAAACGCAGUGAGAAAAUGACUGCAGCCAACUUAUUGCAGCACCAGCCGCGGCAGCAGCCGCGGCAGCAGGAAACCCCUGACGAUGCAGAAGAAAGCGAACAGCUCGCCCACAGCAGCACCAGCGGCGGUGGAAGCAGCGGCAACAGGGGAGAGAGGUGCAGUGAGGACAGUAGCAGCAGUCGGAGCAGCAGCAGCAGCAGCAGCAGCUCUGACAAGGGUUCUAUGCCAUUCUCUUCAGCCGCACCAGGCCUCUUCUCCUUGCAGCAGCAGAAACAGCAGCAGCAGCAGCAGCAGCGCAGCAGAAGCGUGGACGAGCCAGAGGCACAUGUAGAUGAACCCCGCCAGCAGCAGCAGCAGGAGGAGCAACAGCAGCCAUUGGAGGACUUCUCGCAGCAGCAAGAGAAGCUGCAACAGCAGGAGGAAGAGCUGCAGCAGCUGCUGCAGCAGCAGCAGAAGCUACUGCAGCAGGAGAAGCAGCUGCUGCAGCAGCAGCACCAGCAACUCGAUGGUUUCUCCUUUCUUCCCCUCACCGCGAGAGCGCAGGUGGCAGCAGCACGUAGAGAAGCAUUAGCUGCUGCUCCUGCUGCUACCCCAAACAGCAGCAGCGACAGCAAGGGCAGCAGCAGCACGGGGAUUGAUUUGUAUAGGGAAAUAAGAGAAAGGAUUCGCGUAGCCACAGCGCAGACGCUUGAAGCCAACAGAAAGCGGCAUGAGGUGCUGCUGCAGCAGCUGCAGCAGCAGCAGCAGCAGCAGCAGCAGCCUAGGCCGUCGUUAUUUGGCGAGCUUGGUGCAUCGUUUUCAGCAGCAACAGCAGCAGCAGUAGAAACAGCAGCAGCAGCAGCAGCACAGAAGGAGGAUGCACGUGCACUGCAGAGUAAAGACAAACUGCUAGAAGAGACAUUUGGGUGUAUUGCUGCUGCAUCACUGCAGCCGCUAAAGGGUGAAAAUCCAGAUUUCUCGGGUUCGCACCUUCUAAAUAAAGCAAAGACACAGCGAAAGAGACAAUAUGCGGAGUGCGCGUUGCUGGAGACUGUGGAAGACGACAGCAGCAGCAGCAGCAACGGCAGCAGCAGCAGCAGCUCUGCAGAAGCAAGCCUUUGUUGGCUGCAGCAAGCAGCAGCAAAUCGACAGCGCUCGGCUCAAUCGCUUGGCGGCCGUUUAAAUGCAACAAAACUCCGCUGUAUCCUCUCCUGCCUAUCUCAAGAGCAACAGUUGGAGCUGCUGGUAGAAAUCGCCGCCCACAGCGAAUCCCUCCGAGUUCUUGUGGAGGAGAAGGGAAGAGCAAUGAGUCUAAAAACCCUCGACGUCUAA